AUGGACAAAGUUUUUGCAAAAAAAGCUCUAAAAAAAGCACGAGGUUCAGAAAAUGAACAGUUCGAGUUCGCUGUUAAACGAAAGAAAGGUUUAUCUGCAUUGGGCGAAAAAGAAAAGUAUGAGGAGCUUCUCGAAAACCUAGUAUUUGGUGCAGAAGAUGAACUGGUGGAGCGACUCAAUGCAGAACAUGAACACAGUGCAUAUGGAAACUUGCUAGAGGAGGACUCUAGCGAUUUGGAGUCUGAGGCUGAAGUGGGACUUAAGGUAUCUCAUGCAAAGAAAGCUGUGUGGGAAGAUGAAGAUGAUGGACUGGAUGAAGCAGAGGGUGAGAUUCUUCUCAAUCACAGAGGCUUUGUGAAGGGUGAAAAUGAGAAGAGUCUUUCCAAGGAGAGACUACAGAAGAGACUCAAAGAACAGUUCCGGCGAGCAAUGGGUGGAACUCCGUUAUGGGCAGAGGAAAGCUUGAAGAAAAGCAAAGGAAGCACCAACACAGGAGAUGAAGAUGAAAGCUUGUUCUGCAGCACUGGAAACUUUCUGACAAAGUCAGAAAGCCUUCCUAAAGGAAUUAUACAGAUGAAGAGUUGCUUGAAUGCCAACAACGACCGUCCCUCUGAAGCUAAGUUGAGCACUGUACAGUUUCACCCAUCUGCACAAGUUGUCAUGACAGCAGGGUUUGACCAGUCCAUCUCACUUUUUCAGGUUGAUGGCAAAAGCAAUCUGAAGAUUCAGAGCAUUUUCCUGGAGAAGUUUCCUGUCUUCAGAGCUCGCUUCAGUGCUGAUGGAGAGCAACUGGUGGCUACUGGCAACCACAACAAACUCUUCUACAUCUAUGACAUGAUGGAAGGCAAAAUAGUUCCCAUAAAGGCUAUCAGAGGUUUGGAUGAGAAGAAGGUUGGAGAGUUUGAAGUUUCUCCAGAUGGGAUGUUUCUUCUCAUUAUUGGGGCUUCUGGAUAUCUUCACUUGUUGACAAUGAAGACAAAGGAACUAAUUUGUAGCAUGAAAAUUGAUGGGAAAGUUACAGGAGCAGCCUUCUCCUUGGAUGGCAGCAAGAUUUAUACCUGUUCAGAUGAAGGGGAGGUUUUCAUCUGGGAUGUGAAAAGCAGAAAAUGCCUGAACAGGUUAACGGAUGAUGGUAGCUUGAAGGGAACAUCAAUUGCCGUUUCGAGAAGUGGACAGUAUCUGGCAUGUGGGUCUCAGUCUGGUGUAGUGAACAUAUACUCCCAUGAUGCCUGUCUAAAGGAAUCCACUCCCAAGCCUCUGAAGGCAGUCAUGAACCUGCUAACACCUGUCACUUCCCUCUGCUUCAACCCCACCAGUGAAAUUCUUGGCAUUGCCUCUAAUACAGUGGAUGAAGCUAUCAGACUGGUCCACAUUCCCAGUUUUACAGCUUUUUCCAACUACCCAGUAUUUAGACGAAAGACAGUUCACCUCCCACAGUGCAUGGAUUUUUCCCCCAAUAGUGGCUUUUUCUCUGUAGCCAAUGAUAAAGGGAAAGCCCUGCUGUACAGGCUGAAGCAUUACAAAGAUUUUUGAAGAAGGAUCAUUUUUCUCUACUCCUACUAAAAACUUUUUUGUACUUUUUUUUUUUUUGUAGUUUCUGUACAGGCCCUUCUUAAUGUAAACCAUAUCUAAACUUGGAGAACUCAAAUUUUGUUGAAAUAUAUGGUAAAACAAUGGGUAUCAAGGUCAUAAUGUUACAGAAAUGCUGGUUUUUGGCUCACUAAUUUUAGAUCAAUACAUUAUGUUGAAAAAAAAUAAAAUUCAAUGAAAAUACCUGACAAUUGAUAAUGUGA
Messenger RNA from Scleropages formosus (Asian bonytongue), 1793 nucleotides. RefSeq names its product UTP18 small subunit processome component (gene utp18). Gene Ontology annotation, cellular component: Pwp2p-containing subcomplex of 90S preribosome; small-subunit processome. Gene Ontology annotation, molecular function: protein binding. The record is from RefSeq and is a predicted model, not a curated record. Lineage: Eukaryota; Metazoa; Chordata; Actinopteri; Osteoglossiformes; Osteoglossidae. Gene Ontology annotation, biological process: rRNA processing. The transcript is spliced from 13 exons. The coding region runs from base 1 to 1533 and encodes 510 amino acids.